Saccostrea echinata is the source of this 1650-nucleotide messenger RNA. RefSeq lists its product as uncharacterized. The record is from RefSeq and is a predicted model, not a curated record. Bases 1 to 1650 code for a protein of 549 amino acids. Lineage: Eukaryota; Metazoa; Mollusca; Bivalvia; Ostreida; Ostreidae. The transcript is spliced from 7 exons.
AUGAAACAUCAGUACAACAAUCUAGUAACAGUUGGAGAAGACCUUUAUGCAGAUGUCGAUUUGAAGUCGACAUUCGGUGUGUUUCAAAUUAACCUGACUCUUACGUCACUGCAGUCAGGCGGACAAGGAGGAGCAGGUCUAAGCUUGAAUAGCAUAUCAAUUAUUGGAACUGGGAAUAGAUUUAUAUGUUCCUCCGUACACCAUGUCUUCUAUAGCAGAACAAAUGACUCUACAGUACAAAAUAUCGCAGAAGUUGUCGUUAAUGUAACUAACUUUGGGGAAGAAGGAACAACUAAUUGGUUAAGAUUGAGGUUCUCUGCAGUCCCAGUCCCCGGGUACACAAAGAUUGGCGAUAACCACACUAUAGAAAUCAACAGGAGUUCCCCCAGCGCUUUUUAUCAAUUUACUGUCAACGGUGAAACUUCAUUUGAUAAAGAUUUAGUGUACACAAUCGAGAUCUAUCACUUAGAGACAGCUGCAUGCAUUCUACAGAACCAGACCUUUGAAUUUUUAGUCAUAAUCACUACAGUAAGGAACAAAACUCCCGGUCCGGUGUUCAUUAACUUUCCUGUGGAUGACACCAUAUUCUCCGUACAAGAUUACAGAAUUAUACAUGUUGGAGAUAAUCUUUCGUAUCGUCUAAAUACUAUGCAUCUGGAUGGAUCACUUGAUCGAUUCAAAGUUUACUCUGACGGAACACUGGAUAAUGUAAGCAUUGAAUUUCCCCUAUUGAGUAACAAACAGGUUACCAUUGAUAAUGAGGGAGAUGCACUGACAAUAAGGGUGGUAGCCAGUGUCCGCCAGGAUAUACAACUGACUGGACCCUCUGUUGAAGAUUUUACUGUGAUGGUCAGAUCUCCUGGUCUGCUAAUGGACGCCGUGUCAUCACUCCAUCUUACCAUAAACAAAGCGACUUAUUUACCGAUGCUGCCAAUUGUUUAUGGUAUUGAAGUACUUAAAACAAACUUGAACAUGACUCGGUUCCCUAUGGAGUGUCAUGUAGAAUACACAAAAGGGGACACUGUUUCUUACGCAACCAAGUUAGAACGUGACAGUGAGAAUACAACUCAUGUAGUUUACAAGUUUGGAAGCAGACAACGUGGUCUAAAUUUCAGAUUUGCAGAAACUAUCCCUGGAAAUACAACUUGCUGUGUAAUGCAUCGAUUUCUAACUCUUGAUCUUGAAGAAAGUCUUCACUUUUUUAAUAAUAACAACUCACUAUUAUCUGAAAUAACAGUAGUGUUUGACAAUGAUAAUGAGACGUGCAUGCGACUUCCGGUUUCUGGACAAUAUCCACCAGUUUUAUGGAUGCGUAUAAAUUUUACAAAGUUAUGGGAAUUAAAAUCAUCACGUUUCAGAAUUAGCAUUUUAGGGGGAAAAAUAAUAUGUGAUAAACAUGGUGACCACUCCGUGUUAAAGGAAGCACAUUUUAAGUCACUUUGUCUACUAUCCAUGUCAUUUGCAGCAAGAGGUUUCCAUGGCGAAGUUUCGUAUUGUGUUCUUGUCAACAAGGUAUCUGGUCUGCUUUCAGAGUGCACCUAUCAGUGUCCUUGUGAAGGACCCCACUGUUCGGAAGUUGAUGUAUUGUUUGCCAGUAACAAUGCAUCAUACAACUGGACACUUUGCGAAUUAUCUGUAGAGAACUAUUAA